Messenger RNA from Sardina pilchardus (European sardine), 1121 nucleotides. Its product is annotated as signaling lymphocytic activation molecule-like. Lineage: Eukaryota; Metazoa; Chordata; Actinopteri; Clupeiformes; Clupeidae. The record is from RefSeq and is a predicted model, not a curated record. The coding region runs from base 80 to 1057 and encodes 325 amino acids. The transcript is spliced from 6 exons.
AAAGUAAUGUGACCUUGGCUCAGCGUCUCGCAUGUUCGUGGUAAAUGAUGAGCAUCAAUAGCUAGACAAUGACUUCGCAAUGAUGUACGCAUUGAGACUAGGCCUACUCAUUAUUUUAAUAUAUUAUGGUCCAAUAGCUUCCUUGGAUAGUGAAAAAAGGAGAUUAACAGCACACAUUGGAGAGACUGUUGUUUUUCAACCUGAAAUCCCUAAUCUGCAGACUGAUGAUCAGUUUCUGUGGAGGUUUCAUUCAAACAGCAGACCUGAAAAGUCAAUUAUCGUUCAGAGCCAGGUGUUAAAAGAUGAAGUUCAUACAGAAUAUAAAGGGAGAUUCAAAGGCAACCUCAUGCUGGACAGAAACACUGGCUCUCUCACUAUCAGAAACAUCACCACCAGCCAAUCUGGAGUAUACCACCUUCAAAUAAUGGGUGAUGAAAGUGUCUCAGAUUGGUAUGUUAACUGUUCUGUGUAUGCUCCUGUCUCAGCACCCAUCAUCAGUAGAGGAGAUUCUCACCCCAACACAAGGACCAUCACUGGGGCCGUUAGACACGCUCUGUCAGGGCCGGAAUCCCAGUCCAGCUCCAGCUGUCAGGUGCUGUGUUCUAUGAAGAAUGACAGAGAGGUGUCCCUGUCCUGGUUCAGAGGGAAUGACAUUCUCAACAAAACAAGCAGUCCUGAUGCCAGCAUCACCCUGUCCCUCCCUCUGGAUAUAGAUGACCAGGAGGACACGGUCACUUACAGAUGUGUGUCUGCUAAUCCUGUCAGCAAUUACACCACUCACCUCGACAUCCCUACAGUGUGUCCUUAUAAGAAUCAAAAAGGUCCUUCAAACCGCAAACUGUGGUAUCUUUUAGUACCAUUCAGCCUUUGUGUUACAAGUGCAAUUGUGGCCUUAACAAUAUAUUUGAAGAGGAAAAAAGAAGAUAAUAAUAGUCCAGAUCAGACACCUGAAGAUCCACACUAUGCUGAUUUGAAACACCGUGGACGUACAAAGGAUGUCAGGAAACAGGAGACAGAACAGAAAUGUGAAACAAUAUAUGCAGGUGUUGUGACAUGAGAUUCAUGUAUUGUACAUGUGUUUUGUUAUCUUUGAAAUAUCAAUAAAUUAUUAAUUAUCUGUG